GAGGCGUGCAUUCGCUUCACCGAUUCCUACUCGCCUUGGCUGUCUUUGAUGAGAUCGUUAAGACACGAAUUAUUUCAUGGCGAAGUCAGAAUUUGCCGGCUUAAAAUCAGAUGGUCAUUGACAGGCCUUUAAAGAAAAGGAGCAGCUUCGAAGGUUUACGAGUGCCAAAAUUCAUGAGACUUGGAGCUGACGCUGUGACGUGUUUGCAGCUGCUGUCACUAGUGACACAGAAGUUCCUGGUGUGCAUUAGUGACAAAUGCAGUGGCCAGCGAAACUCCCAUGGUCUUUCUCCUCUACAAAGAAGCUUUUUUGCCAAGAUUUACUCUGAAAGUGACCUACAGUACUGACUGCAGAUGUCUGCAAAUGUAGAAGCUGAUAAAUCACAUCUUCUUCCCUCCCCUGACUUUCCUGUUUCCUGUGGAAUUUAUACUUCUAAAUUUUUUUAAAGUUAGAUGUCUGUUGAUGACAUUUGGAUUACAACUGUGACCAUAUCUAUGCAAAGAGAUGAGCUACCCUGAGUAAUUUUGAGUUCUGUUCAGUGGAGGUACUGCUGUGGGUCAGCCAUGCUAAAGGGCAAAUGAUGGAGAUAAGCAUGAGAUCACCGUGGCACAGCUGCAUGUGUAGUCAUUCUUGAAGCAAUUACACACCUAAUUGGCUGGCAAUCUUGGCAUUUUCAAAAUAAACACAAGCCUUUUAAGAAAGGGGACGUAUUUAUGUAUGAAUAGUCAAAUAAACUUGUUGGGUGUCAUCAAUGGAGCCGUCUGGCAUUGAACAGUUGUCUGAUGACCCUGAUCCUGGAGGCAAAUCCCAAGAUCAAGAGACCAAAAAACAACAUGAAUCAGAGCAAAAAUUAUCCAAAAUAACGCAUAAUGCUUUGGAGAACAUUAAUGUCAUUGGUCAAGGCUUGAAGCACUUGUUCCAGCAUCAGCGCAGGAGGUCGUCUGUUUCUCCUCACGAUGUCCAGCAAGCUCAGGCUGAGCUGGAGUCUGACCUGGAUUUGGAAAGCCAAAGCGUCUGUGCUGAAAUUGAUGGUGUCUCCACCCACCCCACAGCUCUGAACCGGGUGCUUCAGCAGAUCAGAGUGCCUCCCAAAAUGAAGAGAGGGACCAGCCUGCACAGCAGGUGGGGCAAGGGAGAUGCCCCGAAAGGAAGCCCGCAGAUCAACAGGAGGUCUGCUCAGGAUAUUCAAUCGGGACGGCCCAGAUCAUCAUCCACUACAGAUGCUCCCACAAACUUGUCUGUGAUGGAGAUUGCUUCUUCUAUCUAUGUAGGUGGAGAGGAGGCCGCAGCAGCUGCAAUUGAGCGAUUGGAAGUUAGCAGCUUGGCACAGACCUCCAGUGCCGUGGCCUCCAGCACUGAUGGCAGCAUCAACGCAGACUCUGUUGAUGGGACCCCAGAUCCGCAGCGGACAAAAGUGGCCAUCACACACCUGCAGCAGAAGAUACUGAAGCUGACAGAGCAGAUCAAAAUUGAGCAAACAGCCCGUGAUGACAACGUGGCAGAGUACCUGAAAUUGGCCAACAAUGCAGAUAAGCAGCAGAGUGCCCGCAUCAAGCAAGUGUUUGAGAAGAAAAAUCAAAAGUCAGCCCAGACCAUCUUGCAGCUGCAGAAGAAACUGGAACAUUAUCAUCGAAAGCUGAGAGAAAUUGAACAAAAUGGGAUCCCUCGGCAGCCAAAGGAUGUCUUCAGGGAUAUGCAUCAGGGUUUGAAAGAUGUUGGAGCAAAAGUCACUGGAUUCAGUGAGGGAGUGGUAGACAGUGUAAAAGGUGGGCUUUCCAGUUUCUCCCAGGCUACGCAUUCAGCAGCAGGAGCUGUGGUUUCCAAACCCAGGGAGAUUGCCUCCCUCAUAAGGAACAAGUUUGGGAGUGCAGACAACAUUGCUAAUCUGAAAGACUCCUUAGAAGAAGGCCAAGAAGAUGGGACAGGAGGCAAGGCUCUAGGUGUUAUUCAGAACUUUCAGUCAAGCCCAAAAUAUGGCAGUGAAGAGGAUUGUUCCAGUGCCACGUCAGGCUCGGUGGGAGCCAACAGCACAACAGGGGGCCCUGUGGGAGCUUCUAGCUCCAAAACAAACACUCUGGAUAUGCAGAGCUCAGGGUUUGAUGCAGUACUGCAUGAGAUUCAAGAAAUUCGAGAGACACAGGCAAGACUGGAAGAAUCAUUUGAGGACCUUAAGGUUCGCUACCAGAGGGAUUACACGUUGAUAAUGCAGACCUUGCAGGAGGAGCGGUACAGAUGUGAAAGACUUGAAGAGCAGUUAAAUGACCUGACUGAGCUCCACCAGAACGAGAUCCUCAAUUUAAAACAGGAGCUGGCCAGCAUGGAGGAAAAGAUUGCCUAUCAGUCUUACGAGCGAGCCCGGGACAUCCAGGAGGCACUGGAAGCGUGCCAGACGCGCAUCUCCAAGAUGGAGCUGCAGCAGCAGCAGCAGCAAGUGGUGCAGUUGGAGGGGCUGGAGAAUGCCACGGCCAGGAACCUACUGGGGAAGUUCAUCAACAUUUUGCUGGCUGUCAUGGCUGUCCUCCUCGUUUUUGUCUCCACUGUGGCCAACUGCGUCGUGCCCCUGAUGAAGACUCGCAAUAGGACGUUCAGCACUUUAUUUAUAGUGGUUUUCAUUGCCUUUUUGUGGAAGCACUGGGAUGCCAUCACCGGCUACUUGGAACGAUUCUUGUCUCCCCCCAGAUGAUGGUGGCAGGAAUGGGCUGUGCCGCUCCCUCCUCGCGCUCUUGGUGAGCAAGUGUGGCAAAGAUUAGUCAGCAACUACUCCGCUGAAGUUUUAAAGUGUCCGAGUGAAUUUGUUUACAUUUAGAAUAACGUUUUUUCUCUGCAAGAUGCAUUGCAAUAGUAUUUUUUAGAUUUUAUUCAAGAACUCUUUUGGUGAGAAUCCUGGAUAAUUUUUAUGUAGCAUGGUUCUCUUUGGAUGCAAAUCUUAAGAUUCUUUAAAGUGUAUAAAAGAAAUUAAUAAAAUACAGAAAUUUGGAGCAUACCAAUGGGCAAUUUAAAUUGUGGCUUGAACUACUGUACUAAACCUGUCAGGAAGAAGAGAAUGUGGUUAGCUUAAGAUGAGCAAAGCUCAGUCUAGUGCACAGCCUUGAAUGAUGGUACCACAGCAAACCUGAAACACUAAACUUUUACUGUGAAGUCUGCCCA
Molecule: messenger RNA, 3147 nt
Organism: Cyanistes caeruleus (blue tit)
Lineage: Eukaryota; Metazoa; Chordata; Aves; Passeriformes; Paridae
Gene: TMCC1
Product: transmembrane and coiled-coil domain family 1
Biological process (GO): endosome fission; endosome membrane tubulation; membrane fission
Cellular component (GO): endomembrane system
Source: RefSeq, a predicted model, not a curated record